AUGGCGCCUCAACCGUCCUCCAUAACGGCCUUGUCAGCACCUGGCAAAGUCUUGCUGACUGGUGGCUACUUGGUACUUGAUCGCGCAUACACUGGGACUGUGUUCGCUCUCGAUGCGCGCAUUCAUGUUAUUGUUCAGCAGUUGAGGAGGGGUCACCGUGGGCAAGCCGGGUCAGGGCCAGAUUCUAAGGCAGCGAAUGAAGCGCAAUCUUCGAAGCUGGAAGGAUCGGCUGCUGAUGAAGGUGAAGUUGAGGAUACCAUUGUUGUGCGCUCACCGCAAUUCGUGAAUGCGGUCUGGGAAUACACCAUCCAGCGAUGCGAAAAUGGCGGCGGCGUCAAGGUGGUUCAGAAGGGAGAUACACCCCGCAAUCCUUUCGUUGAAACCUCCCUCAGCUAUGCAUUGACUUAUAUUAGCUAUGUCGCCGACUCGAAGGAUUUUGGAUCCUUGUCCGUAACCAUUUUGGCCGAUAAUGACUACUACUCUGAGACUGCUACAUCAAAGGGCCCCGGCUCCCAACUACGAGGUGGGCGUUUUGUCAACUUCGGUGUUCCUUUGCAAGAAGCACACAAGACGGGGCUGGGCUCCUCCGCUGCCCUGGUGACGGCUCUUGUUUCUUCCCUGGUUAUUCAUCGAACUAUGCAGGCGGAUGAUCUCGGCGCAGGUCGCGACAAGCUUCAUAACUUGGCUCAGGCUGCUCAUUGUGCGGCGCAAGGAAAAGUUGGCUCAGGCUUCGAUGUAGCAGCCGCUGUGUAUGGAUCUUGUCUGUACAAGCGGUUUUCACCUGCGAUUUUGGAAUCUGUAGGCGAUGUCGGAUCUGCAGGAUUUGACGAAAGAUUGUUUGCUGUUGUGGAGGAUGCCAGUGCGGAUCAUCCUUGGGAUACCGAGUGUGUUGAUUUUGGUAUGCAGCUCCCGCGAGGAAUGCAGAUGGUACUGUGCGAUGUCGAGUGCGGUUCGCAGACCCCUUCAAUGGUCAAGAAGGUGCUAGCAUGGAGGAAUGAGAAUCGGAAAGAAGCCGAUAUUCUGUGGGCUAGUCUCCAGAAUAACAAUGAGCGACUUCGUCAGGAGCUCAAGCGUCUAGCACAACACCCAGAUGCCAAUACUGAUGGUGAAUUCACGGAAAUUCAAACUUAUCUCCAGCGUACGCGUCACCAUAUCCGCACAAUGACCCGCCGGACGGGUGUGCCCAUCGAGCCAAGUGUGCAGACUGAGCUGCUGGACAGACUAUCUGACGUCGACGGUGUCAUUGGUGGUGUGGUGCCUGGCGCAGGAGGAUACGAUGCCAUUGUGUUGUUGAUUCGAGACGACCAAUCGGUCAUUACAAGGCUAAAUGAGCAGUUCGAGGACUAUCAGAGUUUGGUGGAAGAUGAUUUCGGUGGGAAGAUUGGAAAUGUGCGGCUGCUUGGGGUGCGGCAUGGAUCAGAGGGGGUGAAGAAUGAAGUGCUGGAGCAAUAUGCAGGAUGGGUCUAG
Penicillium angulare is the source of this 1467-nucleotide messenger RNA. It is a transcript of the gene erg8, whose product is annotated as phosphomevalonate kinase. Gene Ontology annotation, molecular function: ATP binding; phosphomevalonate kinase activity. The coding region runs from base 1 to 1467 and encodes 488 amino acids. The transcript has 2 exons. NCBI's taxonomy places the organism in Eukaryota, Fungi, Ascomycota, Eurotiomycetes, Eurotiales, Aspergillaceae. The record is from RefSeq and is a predicted model, not a curated record. Gene Ontology annotation, biological process: isopentenyl diphosphate biosynthetic process, mevalonate pathway; ergosterol biosynthetic process. Gene Ontology annotation, cellular component: peroxisome.